CACCAAGCAUGUGAUUAAGAUGUUUCAGCCCAGUUACUGCUCUGUCAAACUCACAAGGGAUUAGACCUCAGUCCAACACACCCACAACACAGGUGAAGGAUUACAAUUCCCAGUGCUGGAACUUGAACACAGGUCUUUACAUGAUUUCUGGCACCAUGGGAAAAAAGCUGGAUCUAUCCAAGCUGACGGAUGAAGAGGCCAAGCACGUCUGGGAGGUUAUUCAGCGGGAUUUCGACCUGCGGAAGAAAGAGGAAGAGAGACUGGGAGAGCUGAAGACCAAGCUCGAGAAAGAGGACACGAAGCUGGAGCUGCUUGGGACCCAGACCAGUCUGACGGACUCACACUGCAUCCGGUGUCUGCAGCCGUUCAAGUUCCUGCUGAACAGCAAGCGCCAGUGUCUGGACUGCCGCCUCUACACCUGCAAGUCCUGCAGCCGCUACAACAAGAAGGAGCGAGGCUGGGUGUGCGACCCCUGCAGGACGUCUCGGGUUUUGAAAAUGGGCACCUUGGACUGGUAUCACGAGCACGUCCGCUCACGCUUCAAGCGAUUCGGAAGCGCCAAGGUGAUGCGAUCACUGUACAAGAGACUCCACAGCGAGCAGAGGCUUAAAUCUGAACUAGCGGGCUCCCGUGAUGACGAUACAUACAGCAUGCCUGAUGUCCGAGACAUGUACGAUAUGCCUGAGGAGGAUGAUGUCACCAUUGAUGCCUCAGAGGCCCAGCGCUACAGACUGAUUCGAAAGACCAAGCGUCUCCUCUCGGUUCACCCCCUCGAUUUCGAUCUGGACUCUGAGUACUCGACUCAGUCCCGCCGACAGUCUCUGCAGCACUCGGGUGGGGGGGGAGGUGUCACCCGGAAGGAGUCGAUGAUCGCCGAGGCAGAUAUUGCCUCCGUGUUCCAGCAGAUCCUGGAGGAGCAGGGGCAGGUGGGUGGGAACCCGGAGCAGGAGUUCAGCACCGAAGUGCACCUUCGCAUCAACUCCCGCAGGAAGAGCCUGGAGAAGUCCUCCAAAUCCGAUGACGGCCACUUCUCUGAGCACAGAAUGAUUCGAGCGCAUCCCUCUCCGAAAGGCAGCCCCACAGGCCAGUUGAAAGGGCAGCAGUGCUCCCAGUACUACGCUGACAUGGACAGCUCUGACGAGGAAGGGGAGGGGGUGCCACGCUUCCCUCUGUACCAGAGUCACUUCCCCAAGCGGAGGAGCCGAGCAUCCUCCCAGGAAAACUUGCACCACUCCAAGCCCCAGAUCUCUGAGCUGAACAAGCGCAUGUCCGCUAUCGAACGCCUCCUAAACCGCUUGGAACAGAAAAUCGUGGUGCCCUCAGAGGAGGGCGUGCAGUCUGAUGCAGACCUGGAGGAGAAGAAGCUGAAGAAGAAGCUGGGCGAGCUGGCCGGAAACAUCAGCGACAAGGGCCUGUCAUCCGAGGAAGAUGUUGGGAGGAGAAAGAAGGUCCUGAGAGAAGCAGUGAUGAGCUCCUCCAGCGAUGACCUCCCAAACGAAGCACAGAAGAGAUCUGCUGCGGCUCUUUGUGACAUCACAACAGAGGCGCUAAGAACCUUAAACGCCACUGAAAGAGCGCUCACCGAGUUGGUACCGCCAAAGCCCAAAGAAAGACACCAGUUACACGGGACAGAUGUAACGCGGGCAGAUGAGGCGUACAGAGAACUUGAGGAGCAUGUCUACAUGGCGGCUGGUAAGACCUACAGCCUGGAGAAGAAACUGAAGGACCUGGAAGAAACUGCUAAGAGUCGGUAUAGCGGCACCACGGACUCGGAGCUCAGCGAGCUGGAAGACAAGGUGGCAUCUGCAGCAGCUACUGUCCAGAACACUGAGAGUGAGGUUUCGAACAUUGAGAACAGAAUCGCUGCCCUCAGUGCAGCUGGUCUGACUGUGGUUCCGGAGAGAAACAGAAGGAAAUUUUCUGGACAGACAGUAGCCACACAGCAGUCGGUGCGGAGAAAGCUUUCUAAUUCACAUCAAAAUCAAAAAACCAAUAAUGGCUCAGCCUCCUUAAAGAAUGAAAGCCUGAUGUAAUGAAAGUGAAUUCCAUAGAUUAUUUAUAGAGGAACAAAAAGCGAAGGACAAGCUUGUUUAUAGUGAUGUACCUUUCAAUGUUACUGCCGAGAAGAAAUCCUGCACAAAUUCUUUUGUACAAAUGCAUUGUAUGUCAUGCCAUAUUAGGAAGCGUAUUGAUCAAACAUAGUUUAUUGUUUCCUUUGCAAACACACACACCAACACCCCCCCCCCCCACACACACACACUUACACACACACACACACACACACACACACUCCCCCCCCCAACACACACACACACUCACACACACACACACACAUAUAUAUAUGUAAUGUUACAUUGUUACUGUUUUGUGGCUAAAGUUUACAAAAUAAACUGUAAAUCCUAAAGAAAAAUAAAUCUAUUGCAUGUAUUUGAUCUGCUUUACCCUGAGGUAUUACCUGAUUUGCAGUCUGUUGAAACUAUCCACUAUUAACCCCUGCUGUUCCAGCUGCAGCAGGUCAACAACGAGUAAAAUAAAUCAUUUUGAGCUGGUUAUACCAGUGGGCUAGUAAUACCAAUUGUUGUUUUAUAAGACAGCUGAUUCUGUUAAUUAUUAACUUUCCUAUGUUACCAGCUAGAUAUUUGUCUUAAUAGGUCAUAAAGCCAAAUUAAAUCAAAUUGUUAGAUACUAUUUAAAAACAAAAAACCAAGAACCGCUGCCUAUACUUAUUAAUGAUCCCUCUAAAUGAGCACCACAGUUCAUUCAUUUUUAGAAAUAUGUUUUAUUUAUUGGCAAGUGUCUUCUAUCCAGAUUAUUUUAGACUGCCUUGUAGUGCUUUACAUUAUCUGCAAUAGAAUAACUGCUACUGCCACAUGUUAGGUUCCUUCUACUGUGUAUACUUGAUAUAUAAAUACUCAAUAAAAUAUUAA
This is a messenger RNA of Acipenser ruthenus (sterlet), 2927 nucleotides long. RefSeq names its product melanophilin-like. The coding region runs from base 141 to 2033 and encodes 630 amino acids. Gene Ontology annotation, cellular component: cortical actin cytoskeleton. The record is from RefSeq and is a predicted model, not a curated record. Gene Ontology annotation, biological process: intracellular protein transport. Gene Ontology annotation, molecular function: myosin binding; actin binding; small GTPase binding. The transcript is spliced from 16 exons. NCBI's taxonomy places the organism in Eukaryota, Metazoa, Chordata, Actinopteri, Acipenseriformes, Acipenseridae.